AUGGCCCCCUCCCGUGUCCCGGGGCUGGCCAGCGCCCUCCUGGUGUUGGUGCUCCUGCUGGGGACGUGCCUCCUGCCCGGGACGCCACUGCUGCCGGUGACCAGUGCACAGGCGGUCCCCACGCCGCCGGAGUUUGCGGCUCUCCUGCCGGUCCUCGCCGACACCUACACCUCCAGCCUCCUGCCGGACACCAACUUCCACUCGGCCACCAAUCUGCUCAUCCGGCCGAGCCCGGCCAAUGAUGGCUCCCUCCGUGCUUCGGCCUUCUUCCUGCUGGAUCUCUCACCGCUGCGCACCUUCCCCGAAGAGCAAAUCUGUGUGACGGAUGCCUGGCUUCUCGGCCGCGCCAUCACCCCUGGCAGUGCCGGCCGCUCCAGCUUCUCCAUGGAGCUCUUCAGCCCGCCCAGUCUGACUGUCCUGGAAACCCUCACCCACUCGCGCAUCUCCUCCCUUCUGGGGAAUGCCGUCCUCUCGAACUCUCGCGUGUCGAGUGCCUUCUCCCGGCCGCCGGUCUUGGCCGAUCCAGCCACCCCCGAGUGGCGUGAUGUCCGCCUGCGCCUGCCCGCCCGGCCCUUCACCGAGGCUCUGGCCAGCAUGUCCGGCGAGAACGCCCUCGGUAUCCGUCUCCAGGGCGUCACCACCGACAACCUCCCCUGGAACUACAUCGAGCUGACCUCUUCCGAUCUGGCCAGCAUGAUCGCCUCCAACGGCGGGGGCAGUGGCACCGGCUCCGGCGCCGGAACCAGCGCCCUCGGAUCUGCCCUGGAGUUCAACAUGCCGGCUCCUCCGCCGGCGGUGCCGAUCUCCGGGCUCCCCUCCUCGACGGACCCCGCGCUGACCGGCCCGGAUGUGGAUCUCCUGGCGGUGGCCGGCGCGCCGCGCCUGCGCGUGCGCUUCUUCCGCUGCCCGAUCAGUACCACCUGCCAAUUCCCCGGCGAUGCCACUGCCCCGGUGUGCAUGGCUCGCACCUGUCCGGCCACCACCGUCGGCAAGGCCACCUUCCCGGCCACAUCGGCCCUGGUUCCCACGGCGGCGGCCGGCAACCCCGGCGCCUGGACCGGGCACCCGGUGGCCGGUGUUUGCGAGCCCGGCUGGUCCGGGGCCCCGGUGCGCCGGUGUCUCCUGGACGGCACCUGGUCGCAGGACGCCACCGGGCCCGGCUGCGUGCAGAACACCUGCCCACUGGAGUUCAUCCAUGACAAUGCGGUCUUCCCGGCGCCGGGGCUCUUUGCGCCGGAGGCCAUGCAGGCCUCGGCCCUGCCGCUGUCCGGGGCCACGAUCCCCGGCAAGUGCCUGCCCGGCUUUACCGGGCUGCCGACGCUGCAGUGUGGCCUGGAUGGGGCCUGGCGGUCGGAUGUCCCAGCCGGCGGCAGCCGGUGUGUCCCCUUCGCGGUGUCCAAGACCACCACCAAAGCCAUUCGCACGUGCGACGUCAAGAUGUCCUGCAAUUGCACCACCUGCUUCCUCGGCAGUGAUCUGCUCAUGCGGUACUCCCUGCCCAGGGAGACCGACAAGAUUUGCCUGCUCGACUCGUCCUACCAGCUGGACUUGCCGCUGGCGCUGCUGCGGACAUUCGACGUCGACAUCUACCCCUCGGGCAAUUGGCCCAGCCCCGGGAAAAACCUCCCGACCGACUAUCCCCCGGAGUUGGUCUACUCCACGAGCAUCUUCUCCGGCCUCUUGCCCCCGCACAAGGUCUACCCCUCGGGGGCCAAGCUCCAGGCCAUCUCCAAGUACCAGAACCGGCCGGAAUUCACGGCCUCCCUCCACCUCCAGGGGCUGACCCUGUUGCAGACUACCAACACCUGCAAGAAGGAGUUCACCUUCAACUAUCACGAGUGCCCCUACCCGUCCAUGGUGAUGACCAGCUGCCACCCGUCCGAGUGUAGCUUGCCCUUCUGCCCGCCCUUCCAUGAUGGCACUCUGCAGUGGCCUGCCGCCACACCUGGGCAGGUCGUCUCCCAGGUGUGUCCCAUGAGCCAGGGCUACCGGCCGGCGGUCCUGUCCUACCGCUGCGAGCCGAACAUCACUUGGACCAACCUGACUCCGGUCACCUGUGACCAUGUCUUCUGUGCCUGGCAGCCGCAGCCCAACAACCCGGCCAUCUUCUCGCCGGCCCUCCUGCAUAGCGGGGCCACGGUGACCGGGACCUGCGCCACCGGGUAUUAUGGCUCCCCGGUCGUUACCUGCCCCCUGCCGGUGGAUCCGAUGACCAUCCAAACCCCGGCCGGGGGCCUGAGCCCGGUGGAUGUGUCCCUGCUUGGGGUCCGCCUGUCCGAGGAGAGCCUGGCCAAUGCGGCGGCCGCCUGCCAGCCGUGCCAUUCGUCCUGCCGCGCGUGCUUCGGCCCGCUGGCCAACCAGUGCACCGAGUGUGACUCGGGCCGCGCGCUGCAGGGGGGCACCUGUGUGGUUUUCUGUCCGCAGGGGCAGUUCUCCCAGGGACCGGCGAUCGAUUGCGCGCCCUGCCCAAAUGGCUGCUCCCUCUGCUCAUCCACCGGCCAGUGCCUUAUCCACAAUGGGCAGGUUUACGCGGACUACUGCCGCCGGCAGUCGCCAGCCUCCGCCCCCACCAGCGACGUGGAGGCCACCGGCUGGAACGAGAUGCAAGUGGGCGGCAUCGCCGUGGCCGCCUGCGCCCCGGGCUACCGGUACCCCAUCAACCGGAACACCGGGGCCCCGAUGCCACCGACGCGUGUCUGCCAAAGCAACUCCGUGUGGGGCCCCCCUCAGGGGAAGUGUGAGACAAUGGCCUGCCCUCGCAUUGAAGAGGACAAUGCCGUCUGGCCCGAGUCCAUGCCUUCGCCAACCCCGGUGCAGGGGAUCUGCGUCGAUGGGGCCUUCGGCUCACCGCAGCGCUUCUGCCUCGCCUCCGGACUGUGGAGCGAGGUCACCGGUACUACCUGUCGUAUGCGCCACUGCCGGCUCGGCGGAAGCUGGUCCGACCCGGUGGGGGCCUGCUCGACCGACCCAUGCCCCGAGCUGGCCAACGAUGCCGGGGCCGUCUGGCCGGCGGCCGAGCCCGGGGAUGAGGGUGUCACCGGGGCCUGCCUGCCGGGAUAUGCCACCGGUGCGUCGGCGUCCCCCUCGCGCGAUUGCCUGCCCACCGGGUGGGGCCCGGUGACCGGCACUUGCCAGCCGACCGGCGUCAGCUGCCCGGCCAUCCUGCCGGGCCAUGAGGACCCCUCGCAUGGGACGUGGCCGGCGGUGCCGGCCGGCACUGGAUCGGUCAUCGGGUCCUGUCCGGCUGGCUUCGCCGGGAGUCCGACACGCGACUGCCUCGCCUCCGGUGUGUGGGGCCCGGUGGGGUCCGGCCCCGGGGCCGUGUGCCAGCCGAUCGGCUGCGCCGCCCGCACCGAGGGCAUGGCCACCUGGCCGGCGGCCCCGGCCGACUCGGCGGUCACCAUCACCGGGACCUGCAUCGCCGGCUUCUAUGGGCAGCCGACGCGCCGGUGUGUUUCGCCGGAUCCCGUGCAUCUGGCUCCCUCGCAUCCGCUGUCCUUCCCCAUGUCGCACUCGACCACCGGCGUGCCGGGGGCUCCGGGCGGGGCCGAUCCCCUGCCAACCUUGGUGUCGGAGGUGCAGGCCGUCCCGAUGGCGGCCUUCUAUGGGCCGAUCGCCGGCGGGUGCCAGCCCAUCGAUUGUGACCCCAUCGCCGACAUCGAUGGUCCGCGGGCCUCCAUGACCCUCUUCCCGGCGGCCAGUGCCGGGCGCAAGGUCAACGGUCGCUGCCAGCCGGGCUACGGCCUGCCGGCCAACUCCCCGGUGUCCAGCCCGCAGCGGCUCUGCAACUUCCGUGCUCAAUGGGAAGAGCCGUUGCACAUGUGCUUCAGACUCAAUUGCACCGGCAUUGAGAAUGACCUUGGCACCAAGUGGCCCGCGUCUCAGAGCAGCAUCGAGUCCUUCGGGCAGUGCUCGCCCGGCUAUGCGCCGGCCAGUUCUCAGGCCAAGGACCGCCCCCGGCGCAUGUGCAAUAUCGACGGCCAGUGGGACCCGCCCGUGGCCCGGUGCAAGCGUCUCAUGUGCCCGCCUGAGGACAACUUCCUGGAUGCCUCGUGGCCGGAAACCGCCUCUCUGACCAGGGCUCUGGGCCGGUGCAACUCCAACAUGCGUGGAACUCCCAUCCGGUCGUGCGACAUCAACGGUAACUGGUCGAUCGUCAGCGGGUCGCCCUGCCUUCCCUUCUGCGAGUCCAUCAGCCUGCCGCACCCGCGGUCGAUGUUCUUCCCCUCCACCGACUCGGGAUCCCUCUCGCGUGGAUCCUGUGCCCCGGGUCUCACUGGUCAGCCGGAGCUCUUCUGCAACGAGAGCGGUCAAUGGGACUGGAGCAAGCUCAAGGGGUCUUGUGAGUUCCUGACUGGCGAGGGUGAGUUUAUCAAGAAUGUCAAACUCACCUCCAUGGGUGGCUCCUCGCUGGCUCUCUCGUGGAAUGUGCCCGAGUCGCACGAUCCCUCGUCCCCGACGCCGAACCUCUUCCUGGUGCAAAUCUCCUCGGUGGAGGAUCGAACCUUCACCGAUGCUCGGAUCACCUAUGAGCACAGCGCUGUCCUCACGGAUCUAUCACCACUCAGCCCGUAUCGGAUCCGGAUCCUGCCCGCGCCAUUGACCCUCUCGGCCAAGAUGCUCGCCGAGCCCGAGGAACAGCUGUACAUGCCGUCCAAUGCCGUGGAGCAGGCGGCUCAGUACUACGUCCGGACGGCGGCCGAGCCGCUGAACCGCUUCCAGCCCGGCAGUCAGGUGCUGGAUCUGCUCGCGCCGCGCCUGGGCAUGGCCAAGUCCGGGCGGCUGGGUCUUCCAGCGCGUGAGAUUGCUGGUCGUGCCGGCAAGGACAGCAAGGAUGUCAUGCUGGGCCCCAGCUGUGACGAUGCGCCGCUCAUCGAUGGCGACCUGACCGGCAUCUCGAUUCUUCUGCGCCUCGGGUCUUCGCCCACCCCGCAGGCCAGCUUCGUGCGGGUGGUCAUCCGUCAACAGUCGGCUCCUCAGCUGCCAUACUCCUUCCCGGCCAUCGCCCCGCCGGCGGACCAUGCGCCCGGCCCCGUCCAGACCGCUGCGACGCGCAUCACUGCCCCCCGGGCCGAGGCUCUGGAGUCGGUCUUGCCCGAUGGCCAGGCGGCCAUCCUGUCCACCGACCGAGUGACCGCUGAUGGGGAGCUCCUGCUGGACUUCGAUCCGGCUGCGGCCGACGGCUUCGCCGAGUACAUGAUCAUCACGGAGAGCACCGAGUCUCUGCGCGUGUGUAACCUGUCACCGGGCUCGGUGUACGAAAUCCGCGCCUUCUCCGGCAUCAGCAUGAGCCACUCGCCGUCGCCAGCGGACGAGUUCCUCCGGUCAACCGGCGACCCGGCCGGUCUUACGGUCAGCGGCCGGACCACCUCGGCCAAGCAAGACAACAUCCUCUGGGAGACCGUCGGCCGGGUGGCCUUCAUUGCCACGCAGUCGUGUCCCUCCGGGUGGUACACGGCCAUCGACAAGAAUGACCCGAAUCGCGGGUACUGCGGCUCCUGCAGCUACAUGUGCGCCGAGUGCGUCGGCCCGACGGUGGACGAUUGCACGGCCUGUGCCGCGGGCCUGGUCCUUGUCCGGCCUUCCUCCGGCUCCGGCGAGGGUAGCUCCUCGGGCCCCGGCAAUGGCGGUGACCCCGGCCGGGGGACUUGCAUCACCCCGGUGGCGCUGGCCACCUUCUUCCAGCAGCUGAACAUCUUCGCCGUGGCGGUGGCCGUGUUGCUGUGGCUGCUGGCCGUGGUCAUGGGGCUGGUGGCAUACUCCAAGAUGGCGCAUGUGCCCAUGUCCCUGGUGGCCGUGUGCCUGGCCCUGGCGGACUUUGCGCUGGGCAUCUUCUUUGUGCUCUUGGGCCAUGCGCGGUCCUGGCCCACCGGCAUCCGGCCAGACAAUUUGUCCAGCCCGAGCAGCGGCCCGGACGAUGGGCUCGGCAGCGACGACAUGCAGGGGAACUUCCUGUCGGAGGAAACCUCCCUGGUGUCGGCGCCGCACUCGCUGGCCAUGGGGCUGCUGCUGGGGCUGUCGCUCUUCGGCGGUGCCUUCUUCGGUCUGAUUCAAGUGCGCAAGGUGACCAACUUGGAUUCCAAGUGGGCGCGGCAGAACCACGCCGCCGCGGCGGCCGUGGCCCUGCUCACCGGCAUGAGUCCGUAUGCCAUUUUGGUGCUCGGCUGCCGGCUCUUCGGGCUGGAUCUGCUGUCGGCCAAGUUGACCCCGGCCAUUCGCCGGGGGACUGCCAUUGGGGCAUUGAUUGUCCUGGGAGCCGGGACCUGGCUGCGGGCCGGCGUUUGCGUGGACUACCUCUUCCGGGUGGCCCUGCGCUCGCGCGUCGUCCGCCAGGGGGAUGUGUCGCUGCUGUCCAAGACCCUGGACGAGCCGGCCGCCGUGCCGGUCCUGCUGCUGGUGUCGGCUGGCAUGCUGACGGCCGUGGUCCUGUGGCAGAGCCUGGUGUUGAUCUGGUCGCGGGGCAUCAUCGAGCAGGAUCUCCCACCGGGUGGCUCCGGCGGGGCCUAUACCCAGAUGGGGACUCUCCGUAAGGAGCACAGUCUGGAGGAGGAGGCGGCCGCCGCGGCCCUCACCACCUGUUCGGAGGUGAGCCAGUCGUAUGGCGCCCCGGGUGACUGCUUGGCAGCUCCCGCGACAGCGGCCAGCAGCCGGGCCCCGUCGCCGCAGCCAGCCUCUCCCGGGCCCUCUUCCCCUCCGCCAGUGGCCGCUGGCUGGCAGUUUGCCCCUCCCCGCGCAGUGUGUCCUUCGAUAUGUCGGCCGAGUCGGCGCCCGCGGAGUGUCUAACCCCCGGGUCGCCGCCACCGGCUCCGCCGCCUCGUGUCCGGCCUCAAGGCCCGGCCAUCACCAUCAAUGACGAGAUGGUCGACCCGGCCACUGGCAGGCCCACCGGCCAGCCGCAUGUCACCCUCUCCCGGUCGGCGUCCGAUCAGUCGGACAACAUCCCCCAAGCUCAAGCCGGACAUCUGCUGCACAGCCCGCGGGCCGGGUCUUCGCGCGCCUCCUCCAUCACUUCCCCCUUGCGCCAUGGAUCGUGGCUGGUACCGCCAUCCCUGCCGGGUGAUGGUACUGGCGCUGUGUCGACGGACGAAUUCGAUGCCUAGUCAGGCAUAUUCCUCACACACACACCCUCCUUCCCUGCCCUGCUGGCUGUCGUCUCGAACAAGACCAGGCGUGCGAGUCCCUUCUUCUGCCUUCUCCUCUACCCUGCCACUUCUUGGCGCCCCC
Messenger RNA from Fonticula alba, 7224 nucleotides. RefSeq lists its product as hypothetical. The transcript has 15 exons. Lineage: Eukaryota; Rotosphaerida; Fonticulaceae. Gene Ontology annotation, biological process: negative regulation of complement activation, classical pathway. The coding region runs from base 1 to 6783 and encodes 2260 amino acids. Gene Ontology annotation, molecular function: protein binding; G protein-coupled receptor activity. The record is from RefSeq and is a predicted model, not a curated record. Gene Ontology annotation, cellular component: membrane.